GUGGCGGUGACUGGCACGAACGCGCAUAGCGGCGGGCUUGACGUCACUGAGGCGCCCUAGCUGUCCAAAGCCACUGGUUUUGCUGGAAAAGAUGGGAAAAUCUGAUAGAUACAUAUCUAGGAAAUAAAGGAAAAUGUCUGAUUUUGUAUCCUUUUUCCACUUGACGCAGGAUUCUAAACAAUGAUUUGACCCUCUUUGGACAGACGAAAAGGUCCCUCUGAGGUAGCAGCUCUUUGACGUGGAUGCACAAAGAUAGAGAGCAGAUGUUGAUGAUGAACAGUGUGUUUUCUGACUCCAGGUAAAGCAGGAGCAGAGAGAAACCUCGGUAUAAGUGUACAGAUCUGUUGCUUAAGACACAGACACACUAGACACUCCCUCCACCGGCCCCAGUCCUUGGUGAAGAUGUAUGGCAGUGCCCGUUCAGUUGGCAGAGGGGAUGCCAACCACAGUGGGGGCAGAGAUGGCGGGAGCAGCGGUAACCAGGGGUCCAGCCGCUCCCCCUGCCUGCCCCGCUCCCCCCGGAUGGGGCACCGGCGCACCAAUAGCACAGGCGGGAGCGGGGGCGGUCCUGGAGGGGCGGGGGGAAAGACCCUCUCCAUGGAAAACAUCCAGUCACUCAACGCUGCUUACGCCACUUCCGGACCCAUGUACCUGAGCGACAACGAGGUCGCCAUGGCCACCGAUCACCUGCCCAAGAACGAUGGGCGGAUGAUGACCACAAUGGGCCGGCAGAGAGUGACGUACGGAGGCAGGCCCGGGGGCGGGGGCGGGGCUGCCAGCACCCCCAAUAUUGCAGCCUCCGUCCCAGGCAAUGCUAUGCUGCCUGGCAGCAUGAUGUCAGGUGACUCCCUGGCGUUUGGGGAUCACCACAUGGCCUCCACUGUGCCCCACUCUCUCAGGCAGGCCCGGGACAACACCAUCCUGGACCUGCAGGCCCAACUCAAAGAGGUUCUGCGUGAGAAUGAGCUGCUGCGGCGUGAGGUGGAGGUGAAGGAGAGCAAGCUGAGCUCCUCCAUGAACUCCAUCAAGACCUUCUGGAGCCCCGAGCUGAAGAAGGAGAGAGCGCUGCGGAAGGACGAGGUCUCCAAGAUCACCGUCUGGAAGGAGCAGUACCGCGUGGUGCAAGACGAAACCCAGCACCUCCAGAUGACAGUGCAGGCUCUGCAGGACGAGCUGAGGAUCCAGAGGGACUUGAACCAGCUGCUGCAGCAGGACCCAGCCCUCCAGGGUCGUGACCUUGCCAUGACCUCCGAACCCACCGAGGAGAACCACCGCCGGCUGCAGGCGGAGCACGAGCGUCAGGCCAAGGAGCUGUUCCUCCUGAGGAGGACCCUGGAGGAGAUGGAGCUGAGGAUCGACACCCAGAAGCAGACCCUGGGUGCCAGGGACGAGUCCAUCAAGAAGCUGCUGGAGAUGCUGCAGAGCAAAGGUCCGUCUGCCAAGGCCUCCGAGGAGGACCAGGAGAGGACGAGGAGACUAGCGGACGCUGAGAUGCACCGUCACCACCUGGAGAGCCUGCUGGAGCAGAGAGACAGAGAGACGGCUGCCCUGAGAGAGGAGCUGCAUCGACGCUACGAAGGAACCCCAGAGUCCAUAAAGACCAAGGCUCUGCAGACCGUCAUCGACAUGAAGGAUGCUAAGCUCAUGUCCAUGGAGCGAGGCCUGAGAGACCUGGAGGAGGAGCUGCUGAAGCUCAAGUCCAGCGGGCUGAGCUGUGAGGAGCGUCAGGAGGAGAUGAAGCAGAUGGAGCUGUACCGCUCACACACUAAGUUCAUGAAGAACAAGAUGGACCAGGUGAAGCAGGAUCUUUCCAGGAAGGAUGCAGAGCUGCUGGGCUUGAGGACCAAGCUGGAGACUCUCACCAACCAGUUCUCUGACAGCAAGCAGCAUAUCGAGGUGCUCAAGGAGUCCCUCACCGCCAAGGAGCAGCGCGCUGCCAUCCUGCAGACGGAGGUGGACGCUCUACGUCUGCGCCUGGAGGAGAAGGAGGCCACGCUCAACAAGAAGACCAAGCAGAUCCAGGAGGUGUCGGAGGAGAAGGGCACUCUGAACGGAGAGAUCCACGACCUCAAGGACAUGCUGGAUGUUAAGGAGCGCAAGGUCAACGUGCUGCAGAAGAAGAUUGAGAACCUCCAGGAGCAGCUGAGAGACAAGGAGAAGCAGAUGAGCAGUCUGAAGGAGAGGGUCAAGUCCCUGCAGACAGACACGUCCAACACCGACACGGCCCUCACCACCCUGGAGGAGGCCCUCGCUGAAAAGGAGAGGAUCAUCGAGCGUCUGAAGGAGCAGAGAGAUCGUGACGACAGGGAGAAGACCGAGGAGACGGAGAGCAACAAGAAGGAGCUGAAGGAGCUGAAGGAGAGAGUCAGCAUUCUGCAGGGAGACCUUUCAGACCGAGAGACCAGUCUGUUGGACCUGAAGGAGCAUGCCUCGUCCCUGGCCUCGUCCAGUCUGAAGAAGGACUCCAAGCUGAAGAGCCUGGAGAUCGCCCUGGAGCAGAAGAGAGAGGAGGGCCAUAAAAUGGAGCACCAGCUGAAGAGGGCUCAGAGCGCAGCACUUGAGGCCCAGGCAAACACAGAGCUGGCUGAACGCAUCAACAACCUUGAACAGGAAGUAGCACGCCACAAAGAGGAUUCUGGGAAAGCCCAGGCUGAGGUGGACCGGCUGUUGGAGAUCUUAAGAGAGAUGGAGAAUGAGAAGAACGACAAGGACAGAAAGAUCAACGAGCUGGAGAGUCAGGCCUCCAGGCAGAGUAAGGACCAGAGUAAGAAGGUGGCAUCCCUCAAGCACAAAGAGCAAGUGGAGAAGAGCCGGAAUGCCCGUCUGGUGGACGAGGCCCGCAAGAGAGAGGACAACAUCUCAGAGAGCUCCCACCAGAUCAAGGAGUCUCUACGUGCCAAGACGGAGCGCAUCGAGGAGCUGGAGGAGGCCCUGAGGGAGAGUGUCCAGAUCACCGCUGAGAGGGAGAUGGUGCUGGCUCAGGAGGAGGCCACCAGGAACCACCAAGAGAAACAGAUGGAGGAGCUGCUAGCAGCCAUGGAGAAGGUGAAGCAGGAGCUGGAGUCCAUGAGGGCCAAGCUGUCGUCCACGCAGCAGUCCCUUUGUGAGAAGGAGGCUCACCUCACCACGCUGCGUGCAGAGCGACGUAAGCACCUGGAGGAGGUGCUAGAGAUGAAACAGGAGGCGCUGUUGGCAGCUAUCAGUGAGAAGGACGCCAACAUCGCCCUGCUGGAGCUGUCGUCCUCCAAGAAGAAGAAGACGCAGGACGAGGUGGCCCUGCUGAAGAGGGAGAAGGACCGGCUGGUGCAGCAGCUCAAACAGCAGACCCAGAACCGUAUGAAGCUCAUGGCCGACAACUAUGAGGACGACCACCUGAAGACCGCCCCUGACCAGACCAAUCACAAACCCUCUCCAGAUCAGAUGAUCCCCCCUCUCCUAGUCCUGUCCCAAAACCGAGGUAAACUGAAGCUCUACAUCGCCCACCUGACCGACCUCUGCCACGACCGUGACCCACACAUCCUCAGCCACCUAGCCCCACCCCCCCACUAUCACCGUAGCAACCCCCCAGGCUGGGAGGAGGAGCUGCAGAAGAUGAGCACUGAGCAGUUGCAGCGGGAGGUGGAGGAGUGCGAGCGGGAGAGCGGCGAGCUGCAGGAGUUUGCCAACGCUGUGCUGCAGCAGAUCGCUGACCUCUGUCCUGACAUCCUGGAGCAGGUGGUAAACGCCCUGGAGGAGUCCUGCUGACACCCCCUCUCAUGACCUUCCUACUCUUAGAACGUCACACCUGAACUCACCUGAAAACCACCAGAAACCACUAUGUCCUGUCCAGGUGAAGCUCACCACAUGUCCGAGGCGAUGCAGGAUCGCGAUGCAGGAUCUCAUGCAGGAUC
This is a messenger RNA of Osmerus eperlanus (European smelt), 3890 nucleotides long. RefSeq names its product ELKS/Rab6-interacting/CAST family member 1-like. The transcript has 21 exons. The record is from RefSeq and is a predicted model, not a curated record. Bases 403 to 3744 code for a protein of 1113 amino acids. Gene Ontology annotation, biological process: maintenance of presynaptic active zone structure; regulation of synaptic plasticity; neuromuscular synaptic transmission. Lineage: Eukaryota; Metazoa; Chordata; Actinopteri; Osmeriformes; Osmeridae. Gene Ontology annotation, cellular component: cytoskeleton of presynaptic active zone. Gene Ontology annotation, molecular function: structural constituent of presynaptic active zone.